Closterium sp. Yama58-4 is the source of this 363-nucleotide messenger RNA. The record is from the annotation of a GenBank genome assembly. NCBI's taxonomy places the organism in Eukaryota, Viridiplantae, Streptophyta, Zygnematophyceae, Desmidiales, Closteriaceae.
AUGUUCCAUCAGGGAUUUGAGGGCAUCAGCCUUGGCACAACACUCAUCCCCUGCCAGUUCUCCAAGCUCAAAACAAUCAUCAUGGGGCUCCUCUUUGCCCUCACAACACCCAUCGGUGUCGUCAUUGGCCUCGCAAUCUAUUCCUCCUACAACCCUGCUAGCAAGGCUGCUCUGGCUACAGAGGGUGCUUUCAAUGCCAUCUCUGCCGGUAUCCUCAUUUAUAACGGCCUUGUUGACCUCAUAGUGCCUGCGUUCGAUGAGAGUGAUGAGGGUACACCCAAGUCUCCGGUGCUGUACUUCCUCGGGUUUGUGUCGCUCUUCUUGGGUGCAUUCUCCAUGUGCUUGCUUGCGCUCUGGGCGUGA